Molecule: messenger RNA, 3009 nt
Organism: Triticum dicoccoides
Lineage: Eukaryota; Viridiplantae; Streptophyta; Magnoliopsida; Poales; Poaceae
Product: cysteine-rich receptor-like protein kinase 6
Exons: 3
Coding region: 624-2792 (722 amino acids)
Biological process (GO): protein phosphorylation
Cellular component (GO): plasma membrane
Molecular function (GO): ATP binding; zinc ion binding; protein serine/threonine kinase activity
Source: RefSeq, a predicted model, not a curated record
UGGCAUAAUACUCCCUCCUUUUAUCUAUAAUACAAGACUUUUGAAAUUUGAAUCUAAAUUUGACCAACAAUAUAUAUAUAAUUACAUGGCACAGAAGGUAUAUCAUUGGAUUCAGACUUCGAUGAUAUUUUUUUGGCAUGUAAUGUACUCACUCCUUGUCAAACUGUAGUAAUUUUUUCCAUGAGCUGUUUUACGGUGAUUGGGUUAGUACUCGGAGUACUUAGCAGUACUUACAUGUCUGAUCACGUCUGAUUUUUAUUAGCCGUCAGAUCUUGCGGGGAAUUUUAAUUGAUUAAAUUUAAUAUGUUAAUUGCGAUAAGGGCAUAAUGGUCCAGGGGGAAAUAUCUUUUCUUGAACCGAUCACCUGAGGACCAGAUCCAUGUCUACUCGAUCCAGUUCAGAAUCCUCCUCCGAUCUAUUCGUCGCCGCUAGCCGCUCCUGACCUUAUCCGUCCUCGACCUGCCCGGCGAGAGGAAUAAAUUCAUCGUCCUCGUCCUCCACCCAACCAACCCCAGCCCCCCACGCCGUCACCGAAGAAGAAGAAGGCCGGAUCUGCGACGGCUGAAUCGGCGGCGACCGCGGCGGGCAAUCCUCUCUUCACGCGUACCAUCCUUAAGGAAGACAUGGCGUAUGCAAAUGAUGAGAGUAUGUUCGAGUAUGUAAAUGUUGUCAGCAAGAUGUUUGAUAGUGAGGCUGAAGGCUAUGAAUUCUAUAACAAAUAUGCUCUUGAAAAAGGUUUUAGUGUGAGGAAAAGCUACGUUGAGUGGGAUGGAUCCAACAAAUACAUAAUUUUAAGGAAAAUUGUGUGUAGUCGUCAAGGGUUUCGCGAAGAUAAGCACAUGAAAAGAAAGAUGGAAGAUAGAAAGAGGAGGCCACGAAGUUUAACUCGUGUUGGGUGUAAUGCUAAAUUGGUCAUUACGAGACAGGAGGAAACCGGUCGGUGGUUUGUCAAGGAUUUCAUCGAUGAGCACAGCCAUCCUCUAGCCCCACGGGAUCUUUCUUGUCUGCUGCGUUCGUACAGACGAAUUAGCGAUGAGCAGAAAGCAGACAUUGCGGACAUGGAAAAAUGUGGGAUCCGUAAAUACCGUAUUAUGGAUAUUUUGUGCUUUCAAUACGGUGGAUUUGAUAAGGUUGGAUGCAUAAAGAGGGACGUUUACAAUUUCUGCCAUGCUAAUAAGCAGGAGACAAUCAGUGCCGGUGAUGCUAAAACGGUGAUCAUGCACAUGAUGGCGAGGCGAGAGCGAGAUGUGGAUUUUUUCUUCAAGUACUUGGUAGACGAGCAUGGCCAUCUGAAGGGACUGUUCUGGGCUGAUAGUCAAUCGCGACUUGACUACGAGGCUUUCGGAGACGUCAUUGUUUUUGAUAGCACAUACAGAACCAACAAAUACAACCUGCCAUUCGUGCCUUUUGUCGGGUUGAAUCACCACCGCAGCACUGUUAUAUUUGGCUGUGGUAUAAUUUCUCAUGAAACAAGCCAGGCAUAUGAGUGGAUGUUGCGGACCUUUUCUGAUUGCAUGGCACAGAAGCAUCCGAUAUCUGUGAUCACAGAUGGGGACCUUGCAAUGCAGAGAGCAAUAAGGGUGGUCUGGCCAGACUCAAACCAUAGACUAUGUAUAUGGCACAUUCAGCAGAACAUUGUACGCCAUCUGCAUGAUGACGACGUAAAGGAGGAAUUCAGAUAUUUCAUUUAUGAUACUUCUUCCAUUGAAGAGCAUGAGAUAAAAUGGAUACAAUUCUUACAACGGAAUAAAGUAACCAGUGAGGAGUCUUGGCUGCAUCAGAUGUAUCAGAUGAGAAAGUUGUGGUGUGCUCCAUAUCUUGAGGGGCGUUGUUUCCUAGGAUUGAGCAGCAAUCAAAGGAGUGAGAGCUUGAACUCUGUGCUACAUACGCAUCUUGAGGGUAAGAUGUCGUUGUUUGAAAUGCUAGAGCACUAUGAGCAUUGCCUUGCGUCGCGACGGAUUAACGAAGCUCUCCAUGACGUCGAAGCCUUGCAGUCUGUUCCAUUUACAGAGGAAAAUGCUUUGCCGCUUGAGAAACACGCCGCAACAGUUUUCACACCUAGGGUCUUUAAGAUGGUCUUAUGGAGCAUAGAUGCUGUCAGCAAAUGUCAGAUUAGAGAGAUACUAGAUGGAUUAGAAGAUUCCACUUAUGUUGUGUCCAAGCAGGAAAGAAUGGAUAAAAAGUUUGGAGUGCGCAUUGAAGAGCAAGGAGGUCUUUUGCACAGGGUGAGUUGUUCUUGUCGUAAGCUGGAAUGCGCAGGCACACCAUGUUCCCACAUUUUUUACAUAUUGGGGAUUUUAAAACAAACAAUUCUUCCCGGUUGUUGCGUUCCCACUAGGUGGACUAUGAAUGCAAAAUGUGCAUACGCACCUACCAGAAAAAACCAGAUGUAUGACUAUUCGCUAAGCCUGCAGAGGUACCGCGAGUUGCGGAAUUGUAGUCACGCCGCAAGUUUCCAGGCAUGCCACUCUGAUGAGGACUAUCACUGUCUAAAGAUGCUUUUGCAAGCACAACAUCAUGGCAAGCAAUCAAGUUUUGAACUAGCUGACAGCAAGGAGUCAACUAAUGCUCAGCAUAACAGCAUUAGGUUUGGCCCGUUGAUGCCGCACUCGCAGAAAGUUGAUAAGGUUCUGGAUCCCGUGCAUGUGCCAGGACGAGGUGCACCGAAGAAAAGGCUGCAGUCAAAGACAAAGAAGUCAAGAUCACAGAAUAUCUGUGGCUAUUGCAAGAAACCAGGUCACAAUCGACGUAAAUGCGCUAAAUUGCUAGAGGAUCUCGAGGCUGAACUGUGAUAUCUACAUACAACAUGAACCGACGAUGAGCCAGAGAAAGUCGUGUGCCAUUCAGCUUUGUGUGACGUGGUCUUUACAUUCUAUUUCAUCGUGACAGUAAUUUAGUGAAGUGCGGUUGUACUGCCAUGUUAAUGUAUUAAUUCGACAUCUUUCGUUUCCAUUUUCUAUGUGUAUCAUGUGAUGUCCAACUUUAAGAAUGAUGAUGUAUUUCGACAAA